This is a messenger RNA of Aureobasidium pullulans EXF-150, 2253 nucleotides long. RefSeq lists its product as uncharacterized. The coding region runs from base 252 to 1994 and encodes 580 amino acids. The record is from RefSeq and is a predicted model, not a curated record. Lineage: Eukaryota; Fungi; Ascomycota; Dothideomycetes; Dothideales; Saccotheciaceae. The transcript is spliced from 4 exons.
UUCUAAUGACCGCGUUUCUUCUUCUGCCACACAAAGUAGAAAGAGCCACACAGCCUCUUCGUUGCGCCCAAGCUUUGUUCCUGCCUUUAAAUGACUAUGAUCAGGCAUGCUGCACACCAUAUCUGGCUACCAAGAUCUCUCAACAAGAUACAACCUUGCGAUUAAAAGACGCCGAAGAAGUUUAAAAGCCACUCUCUGCCCCGUCCCAUUGUCAACAAUCAAUUCAAGCAGAGAUCGAUGCUACCGUCAAUAUGAUGGUGAACGGCAGAAGAUCUAGACCAUCGCCUUCCCCUAUGGACAACUCCAGCAGUCAAGAGGGCGAGCAAAAGCUUGCCAAUCUCACCUGGAUCAUGAUAACAGAGCCAAGCCAGUCUAAGGACAAGGAGAUGAUGCGAAACGUUCGUAUCCAGGUUAUGAACGACUAUCUCACCAAGGAACGGCGCAACCCAAACAGUAAAGAUGCCCGCGUACGACACAGUGGAAGAAGAGAUCGUACACCAAUCAACACAACACCAGAAGCGAGAAAGAGACCCGGACUGUCGACCAUGAGGAGUCACUCUCCUCGAGCUAGGGAUUCUGUGAUCGACCUGACACUACCGUCAGAAGAGGAGGCCUACCAGGAAAUCGAAGAAGAGUCCACAGAAGAUGCACACAUGGCCAUAUUGACGCGUGGCGUCGCUUCAAAGGUCCAGCUAGCAGGUAUUGGUGCAAAAUUGGACGUCUUCAGUGCCACCCCCAAGUUCGAUGGGGAGCAGCACAUUGAUGUCUGCAUGCUCAAGCACAACUGCACAACCUACUUUGGAAGCCAGGCCAUGUGCAAGAGGUGGGCCCCACUGCUGUUCGCUGGCCGCGCAGCAUUUCUCAGCACCUUGUGCAUAUCUUCUGCAUAUCUCGAUAUGAUGCAGAUGGACUUCUCGCAUGUGACGACUUCGAACACAAUUGAGUCUGUGAGGACACUCACCGUCAGGGAACACACUGUGAAGCUGAUCGGUGAGCGUCUCUCUGAUCCAGUCACCUGUUGUAACGAUGGAAACAUAGUCUCAGUCUUGCAUUUCUUGUAUGGUGAAAUGAUCGUGGCAUGUGAUCAAGCUUUACACUGGCACGAAGAGGGACUGCAUACUAUGGUGGAGUAUCGAGGAGGUCUGGACCAAUUAGGCGGCGACGGAGUGCUUGCUGCUAUGGUCACAAUUGAGGUCUUUGAACUGUCAAUCUUCCGCGAAACACGUCCUCGCCAAGAAUACCUCGACUACGCUCGCUACAUCUCCAAUUCAUCCAAGCGUGGCUCAGCAAUUCCCGAGUCACCUCUCUACUACCCUACAGGUCUCCACCAUACCUUGGGUCGAACAAGACGCUGCGAUGAAGAGACCUUGGACCUCAUCAACUUCACACGAGACCUCACACAAGUCGUACUGGAUCUGCAGAAUGCAUCUUCAACCGGAAGCUCGCCUCUUGGGAGAUAUGGUCCUCAUACAGCAAGAAGAAUAUACACAGAACAAGAGAUACGAGCGUUAAACCAGAAAAAGAGCAAUGUCACAACACAGAUUGUGGUACUGGAGGCGCGAGACGACCCUGUCUAUGAAGCGACACGGUUAUGCGCUCGACUCUAUGCCACCGCCGUCCACUGUAACCAGCCCUUUUCGGUCACGGCUCGCAACUUUCCAACCCAGCGUGGAGUCUCGAGUAUCGUGAUACAGAUCAGAAACUGUCUUCUCCGCACAGACAUGUCAAACUGCUGGGACAGCAUGGUAGGUAUACUCUUCUGGUGCACUCUGGUGACCGGAGCCGCGUGCAACGACCCGGAUGAUCAUGAUGUGGAGGUUUUGGCCACAAAGAAAUGGAUGGUUGCUUUGGCAAUCAGAUGUUCAAUUCUCUUGACCUUUCAACACACGGAUGCCGUGAUAAGGACAUUGAGAACAGUACUGGCUGUGCAAGGAGUGCUAAGAGGCGCGGCUGGGGGGCAGGAGGUUUGGGCCAAUACCCCUGGUGGGUUCUGAGCAAACCGGGAAGGUCGAUGAGUCAACGGAAUGUAAUUUUACAGCAGAUUAUAGCAGACCUCCAGCGUAGAAACAGCUUAUGCACUGAUCUCAACUUCACUAAUUGCGAGCUUUCACAAAAUGCUACGAUGCAUGGCGAUAAGCAUGAAUUUCCUGUAAGCCACCAACAUGACUUGCAUCAGGAGUGACAAAUAGUACUUCUCCAGCCAACCGCGAGCGCCGAUAGACUUUACUCAACUCCAACAUACAGACGAAAAGC